UUUCGUUUCCCUUCUCUCCCGCCUCAUCCCCAUUUUGGCGCCAAUAUUAAAACUAAAACAAAAUAAAAAUAAAAGCAAAAUCACUUCCCAAGACCCAACUCAACUCCUCAGAUCUUCUCUCUCUCUUCAACACUGGUAAUGGAGACCUCAAGCUCAACCCCUCCUUCCUUCUUCCGUGAAAUCAAAACCAGAGAACUCAAUGGAUUCAGAGUAAAUAAAAGACCAUAUCUAGGUAAUUUAUCAUCAGAUUCAGCUAGUUUUGGAGGUGCUGGAGUACUAUCUAUUGAACACAAUGGAAUCUCUAAUCCACCAUUAGCGCUUUCAUAUUCUAAGACAAAUGGAAAAUCUCAUUUACUUGCUGUUACCGAUGAAGAUGGAUUUGUUAGCUUGUUUGAUACUCGUCAAAGACUCCCAUCUUUUACUAACUGCCGAGAGAAAGCAGUGGAAGCUAGGGUAUCCGAAUGGGAAGCUCAUGAUAAUGCAAUCUUCGAUUUAUGCUGGACUAAGGAUGACACUCGCGUUUUGACAGCUUCAGGAGAUCAAAAGAUAAAGAUUUGGAACGUGGAAAAAAGGGUCUGCAUUGGUGUUUUGACUGGUCAUACAGGAAGUGUAAAGUCAGUAUGUGCCCACCCAUCUAAUCCUGAUCUUAUUGUAUCUGGUUCAAGAGACGGAUCAUUUGCUCAGUGGGAUUUGAGAUGCAACCGUAGCCACAUAAGUGAUCAUGGAGAAACCUCCUUAAUCUCAACUUCUGUAGUCAAAGAGGCUCACACUUCAGUUCAAGGAAAGCGGGUUAGGCAUGGCAAGGCCGCUUCCAAGAGUAUAACUUCUGUUCUUUAUCUCAAAGAUGAGAACUCUAUUGCAACUGCAGGGGCAGUGGACAGUGUUGUAAAAUUCUGGGAUACACGCAACCUGAAAACCCACAUCACCCAGGCACAUCCGAAAACAACUUCAUCAAGUGAAAAGGAAAAAGUUUUACAUGGAAUAUCUUCCCUUACCCAGGAUUCCAAUGGAGUAUUCCUCUCAGCUUCUUGCAUGGACAAUAGAAUUUAUGUCUACAAUAUGUUACAGCUUGACAAGGGUCCUGUUAAUACUUUCUCUGGCAGUCAAUUUGAGUCAUUUUAUGUAAAGUCAGCAAUUAGCCCAGACGGAGCUUAUGUUCUGAGUGGGUCAAGUGAUCAUAAUGCCUACAUUUGGCAGCUGAGAAACCCUGAAGCAGAUCCAAUAAUACUAGAAGGUCAUGAAGGAGAAGUUACAGCAGUAGAUUGGUGCCCAUCUGAGAUAGGAAAGAUUGCAACUGCUUCAGAUGAUUUCACGGUCCGUGUCUGGAACAUACAGAAAGGGUACUCUAGUAAAAAUUCCCCAACAUGCAUAAGGAAGAGAGUAAUGGCUAUACCAAGAAUGGAUUGUAGGAAGCUGUUCAGGGAUGAAGAUCAAACUGAGCUAACAAAAGCUGACAGCAACUCCUGUCACCAAGAUGUCUUGGUUGGAGAUUUAAGCUCGCCUAAUAAGAAGAUUAAAAUGCCUGAAAUUACUACACCUGAAUCUUCCAUGAAAAAGUUUUCAUCAGCCUUCCUAAUUAAGGAAGACAUAGAGAUGGAGAAAACUCCAGAAGCUGCAUUGACGAGCCCAACUUCUGUCCUCAACCCACCUUCAUCCUUGAAAAGAAAAACUAUUCGAGAUUACUUUGUUGCAGCUUCAGGAGAGUCUAAUUGAGUUGAGGUAUUCCCUUUUUCCAGUAUAUACAUAAACUGGGAAUCAAGAAGUAGCAAAUCCUUCUCUUUUCUCUGGGUUGUGUCUUUCUCUUUUAGGAGCAAGGAACAAGCCUAGUCUAUAAAUUAAGGGUUAUAUACGAAGUGUACAGAAGAAUUAUUGCGUUGUGAAUAUAUUGUAGUCGAGAAAAGAUUUGGUAAAGGAUUAAAUUGCAUCCAGGGCGUAGAAUCUUGUAAUGCAGGAGGAGAUACCAUGAACUUCAUCAACCUUUGAAUGAUAUACUACUUGCCGACAUUGGGUGGAUUACUGAUUCAUUAUUAUCUAGAUAUGCUCUUUUUCUUCCAACUGGAAGAGACAGCAACAAGGUUGUAGAUGCAUCAGCCUCAUUCAAUUGCUUAACUAUGUUAUAAUUAUGUAUUUUGAUCGCCCAACUCAUCGUUAAAUUUGUAGGAUCAUGCCGAGUCCACUCCUGCGCCAUUAUUACAUAGCAAUUUUGUGCCAUCAGAAAAAAGAAGCAUAAAAGAACUGGAUUGUUUUUUUAUUC
This is a messenger RNA of Papaver somniferum (opium poppy), 2254 nucleotides long. Its product is annotated as denticleless protein homolog. Lineage: Eukaryota; Viridiplantae; Streptophyta; Magnoliopsida; Ranunculales; Papaveraceae. Gene Ontology annotation, cellular component: nucleus. The coding region runs from base 139 to 1713 and encodes 524 amino acids. Gene Ontology annotation, molecular function: protein-macromolecule adaptor activity; protein binding. Gene Ontology annotation, biological process: proteasome-mediated ubiquitin-dependent protein catabolic process. The record is from RefSeq and is a predicted model, not a curated record. The transcript is spliced from 17 exons.